Molecule: messenger RNA, 3215 nt
Organism: Carassius gibelio (silver crucian carp)
Lineage: Eukaryota; Metazoa; Chordata; Actinopteri; Cypriniformes; Cyprinidae
Gene: map7d1a
Product: MAP7 domain containing 1a
Exons: 19
Coding region: 354-2681 (775 amino acids)
Biological process (GO): microtubule cytoskeleton organization
Cellular component (GO): microtubule cytoskeleton
Source: RefSeq, a predicted model, not a curated record
CUCACAAUGAGCCGCAUGCCAUCACCCUCAGAGCGGCAGAGGGAGCUCACAGAGACCGUGUCCGCUGUGUGUCAGAAAGUUUAUUCAAUCUCACCGCUCCAUCAGACUGGGACAAAUCUACAUUUUCAUGAUUGGACUUUAAUUACGGGCUAUUCAUGCUUCCGUCGUAUCCAUAAUAUUUCCCCAAGACCCCUCAGUUGAUUGUUUUUGGGGAUUUUCUUGAGCAGAACAGAAACAGGGCUCGGUUUCGUGUGCCUGUGGAAACCCGGAGCGAUCGAAGAAAGUUUCUCCCUGUCUCACGAAAGGAAUGAUUGCAAUUUAGAGAGGAAAAUCCGCGUGAUUUAACGACAAACAUGGAUCUUGACACACAGCCCGGGAUAAAUCAGUUGACACCCUCAGAACCACAUCCCUCAGCUGUUCCAGAGACCAAUCCCAGAGAUCCCAGCUCAGAGGAAGUCAACACACCUUCAAAAACAGAAUCAGGCCUUGAAGCUAGCAUGCCCACAAAGAUGGACUCUGCAAAGAGAUCAACUACCCCGAAACAGCUGGACGUCAUUCCAAAGUCCCCUGCAACACCAACUCCGAGAUCGAGUGGUAGCCCUCAACACAAGAAAGAUGGAAUGAAGUUGGAUGAGCGGCAGAAACAGGCGAAGGAGAGGAGGGAGGAGAGGGCCAAAUAUCUCGAACAGCGUAGCCAGACUCAAGCUGCUAAAAAGUCUCAGUGGCUGGAGAAGGAGGAACGGGCACGGCAGGUGCGGGAACAGCAGCUGGAGGAGCGGAGGAGGAAGCUGGAAGAGCAGCGGCUGAAAGCAGAGAGGCGCCGCACAGAGCUGGAGGAGAGACAGAGACAGAAACUUGAGAAGAACAAGGAGCGGUAUGAGGCGGCCAUCCAGAGGUCUGUUAAGAAGACAUGGGCAGAGAUUCGGCAGCAGAGAUGGUCCUGGGCCGGAGGAUUGAGCGGUAACUCCAGCCAAAGCCAGAGCAGAUGCUCAAUAUCAGCGGUCAACCUGCCCAAACAUGUGGAUUCAGUCGUAAACAAGCGGCUCUCCAAAUCUUCUGCCACUCUCUGGAUGUCCCCAAGCAGAACUCGUAGUAUGCAGCUGAGUCCCUGGGAGAGCAGCAUUGUGGACCGGCUGAUGACGCCCACUCUCUCUUUCUUGGCUCGUAGUCGCAGUGCUGCCAGCGUGCUGAACAACUCCAGAGAUGGCCAGUCUCCGUUGUGUCCGCGCUCAGCGUCUGCCAGUCCUCUUUCAUCGUGUGCUCACCGGCCACAUCACCGCUGCUCUGAGCGCUGGAGGGUCACCACCAGCACGCCCGAUAUCGCCCAGCGGAGACGAGACUCCACACCUAUGAGGAAGGAUAAGAAAGAAAAGGAGAGAGAAAAUGAAAAGGAGAAGAGUACUAUCACCAAAGAGAAGGUGCUGAAGAAGAGACAGUCCAUGCCUUCAAUGAAAACCAGGAUAGAGUCCAGUCCGAGUCCAGUCUCCAAACUGAGAACUGCAUCUCCUGUGACGCCUAAAGGCCGUGCGUCCUCCCCUAGUCCUGCAGUAUCUCCCAAACCUCCCUCAGCUCGAGCGAGUCCAAGCACUCCUAAAGCCAGACCCAAGAGGGCCAGGACCCCUGCCCGCGUGGAGACUCGCACUGCCUCGCCUGUCACUAUAGAGAGGGUCAAAGAGACCCGCAGGCCUGCAACGCCUGAAGAACCGAAGACCUCGUCUCCUGUCCCCGCCAUUGUCCUGUCAUCUGUUCCGGAAGCGCCUCCUGUUACAAGUGCACCAGUCUUGACAGUUUCUACGCCCUCUGUCCCCGAGGAGUCCUCUGUUGUCCCUGCUCUCCCACAGGUGGCUUCUCCAGCUCCUUCUCCUGGCAAACCCAUGGCUGGCACCAAUAACCCAGAGGAAGCCACCCGCAUCCUGGCCGAAAAAAGACGACAGGCCCGUGAACAGAGAGAGAAGGAAGAGCAAGAACGUAGAGAACAGCAGGAGAGAGAAAGGCUUCAGCGUGAGGAGAGGCUAGCACAGGAGGCGGAGGAGAGGAUGCGCAGGGAGGAGGAAGCUCGGCUCAUGGCGGAGCAGGAGAGGUUAAGAGAGGAGGCCCAACGCCUGCAAGACGAGAAGGAGGCACAGGAAAGAGCCAAAAUCGAACAAGAAGAGAACGAACGCCUCCAGAAACAGAAGGAGGAGGCUGAAGCAAAGGCCCGAGAGGAUGCCGAGAAACAGCGACUGGAGAGAGAGAAACACUUCCAGAAGGAGGAGCAGGAGAGGCUGGAAAGAAAGAAGCGUCUGGAGGAGAUUAUGAAAAGAACACGCAAAACAGAUGCAGCAGACAAGAAAGACACAAAAUCUCCAUCUCAAGUCAAUGGAAAAGCCUCAGAUUCUGAGAUGAAUAAAGCAGCUGCUGACUACCAGCCAAGCACGGCUUUGAAACAAGAUGGUGUGAAUGAAAGUCUGUCCGUUCUUGUGGUGAAUGGCGUUCAGCCUUCCAAACACGAGAAUGGCCUGUCAGCAAAAGGGGAGGCGUCUCCCUUCGAAGAGAUCAUUCAGCUGUCCAAUCACAACAACGGACGGGAGAAAUCCGAGAUUGACAGACCCGACGAGCCAAUCAUGGCCUUUGAGAGCGGAGAAUCAUUCCUUAAGAAAACAGGGCCCAUUAAGCCUCAGCAUGUGACAGAGGUCCUCUGAGGUCGUAAACUGAUGGACGAAGCCUUAAAUCUGCGAGUCCCUCGACACAAUCUGCCCGAGGGACCCGGUGGAAAGAAGCACAGCAUGCAAGAGACCUGUGCCAAACCCAAAAACUGUCUUCUGUUUAGACUGUACAGAGCAACCCCCCAUUAGAGCCUCUGAUGGAAAUUACAAGGAAGCUACACAACAAUCAAUCUGAGCUAGACGCCAACGUACACCAGAGUCACCAUUCAUCAAGACCCUGACCUCACACACUCACACGCUUUGGCAGAGCAAUUCAUUCCUCUUUCCGAUCGCCACAGUACAAUGUUAGGUUUUUUAGGUUUGUUUUUGUUUUUAUAAAAGGCUUGUGACAAACAAUAAUCCUUGUUGUUAAUCAUGCUAUUAUGGGAUGAACGCAGAAGUGCUUUGGGUGUUUUAUUUUUUCAAUGUUUAGUUAUUUAACUUGAAGAGAAUUGUAACUACUGGGUACAGUUGUAUGUGAAAAAUGUAAAUUGGAAGAGACGGUCUGUGAAUAAAACCGAAUGAAAGGGA